This is a messenger RNA of Penicillium atrosanguineum, 978 nucleotides long. Its product is annotated as mitochondrial import inner membrane translocase subunit tim9. The transcript has 4 exons. The record is from RefSeq and is a predicted model, not a curated record. NCBI's taxonomy places the organism in Eukaryota, Fungi, Ascomycota, Eurotiomycetes, Eurotiales, Aspergillaceae. Bases 1 to 978 code for a protein of 325 amino acids.
AUGCAGUUACCUCUUCUCUACGAACCAGGACUUUUGGCUGUCAAUGAUGGUCCUCUGGAUAAUGUCAAGCCCCUCAACCAGUCUCGGCCCAAUGAACCUAUCGCAGAUUUGCGACAACGCUACGAGAAAGACGGUUAUCUGUUCCUCAAAGGCCUUAUCCCGCGAGAGGAUGUGUUAAAGGCCCGUCAUGAGUACUUCACUAUGAUGUUACCCACGGGUGUCUUGGAACAGGGCUCCCAGCCGGUAGAGGGCAUCUUCAGUCCUCACAAGUCCCCUGAAGAAUUCCCUGGAAUUGGAGCCGGCGGAGCCGGUAAGAACGGACGACCCGGGGGCGAGAAGGCUGCCCAGUUUGUGGAUCAGGCCAUCAAUGCUCACUACCAGGAUUGGUACACAAAGGAGUUCUGUCGACACCGGUCCUUGAUGGACUUCGUGGCUAGCUUCACCGGCUGGGGAUCACACACUCUGGGACUGCGCCGAUCUCUGCUACGAAACAAUAUUCCUGGAACUAAACCCAUAGGUGUGCAUUACGAUCAGAUCUUUUUGCGCCAUGGAGAACCAACGAGCAUCACUGCGUGGGUUCCGAUCGGAGAUAUCAAGGUGACCGGAGGCGGCCUUAUUUACCUCGAAAAUGGCAAUCCGCUCGGUAUCAAGAUCGAAGAGCAAUAUACCCAGAAAGCAAAUGCGGCAGGCUUAACAGAAGAGGAGACAAAGGACGCAUUCAACACCAAUAUGAUGGCCACGGGGUUGUUGUCGGAGCUGCCGUUGGAUUUUUCUCACCGAUAUCAGCGAGCCUGGCUCACCGCCGAAUAUGAAGCUGGAGACGUGGUUCUGCACAAGCCACACGCCAUCCACGCCUCCACCAUCAACAAUGAUCCGGAUAGGGUGAUACGUCUGGCUACAGACCUGAGAUUUAUUGACUCUUCAAAGCCUUUUGACACACGAUGGAACAAGUACUACCAGGUCGGCGAUGGUGUUUAA